AUGGCUGCCCAAACUCGUCGCGUCAACCAUACGUUUUAUCAAUGCCCCCCAAAGGAAUAUGAGCCACGGGCCAUCGUGACUCUUCCGGCCGACGAUGGGCUCGUGUUCGAAUAUUCCGGUUGCAGCCAUGAUUCGUACGAGAAAGAGGGUGCUAGGGACUGCUUCAAAUGUCGCAUCCUCGCCUACAAGGAAGCUAUUGAAGAAAACUUCAAUCCCCUCACGCAAGAAAAAUCGCUGGACAAAGGCAAGCUUGUUCUGUUGGCGUCACGGGCGGGUAAGAUGCUCCAGGAAGACCAAUUGAUACCUCAUUAUUGGAGGUGUUUAAACUCGCCCGAGUGCAAGCAUAUGAACACGUUCAGGAGGCCAUUUGAUGAAGCUCGCAGAGCCAAGGUCAAAUGCUCGAGUUGCGGUUUUCGCUUCCACAACUCGUGCUACGUCUUCAACCGCUUCGGUAUCGCCAUUGGAUCCGCGGACGGCACUGUGAUGGUGAGAGGGGGGCCUUCCUAUUUCGAAUGGGUUUAUCGAAUCCACAAAAAUUCUAGAGAGGAUUGCGGUCAUGUUCGGCAAGAAUGGAGCUGCGACAUGUGCGACAAACGGCGUUUCGAAGACGAGCCCAAGCUGGCAAAGUUGUUCAAUAAAAGAGAUAAGAAGAAGAGUUAUGUGCUACUAGCCGGCAGGGAUUACGCCGAGCAGGGUUUUGAUGAACUGAUCGAGGAUCUAGAUAAGCAGGUUGUUCUCUACAAAGAGGAGGAAUCAAAGCUUCGCGAGAAGAUUUCCGAACUAAGCGGGGGGCGGCCCUACAACAGCAAGGAGGCGGAAAGACGGGACGAUGUUACCAAACAACUGCAGGAGGAGUGUUCAGCCCUGAACAAUCUACAGGUGGUCCGACGUGUUCGAGAAGCGGAAUCGGCAGAGACUAAAAAUUCCAAAGCUAAACGGGGCGGGAAGAGCAAUUUCUCAAAACCCUCAAAGCUUUUCUCCGGAAAGAUUCCUCCGGCGGCCCCUAAGCCCCCGACCGCCAAAACUGUCCCUCCGAGACAGCCUGCAACCGAUUCACAGUUUUACGGCGAAGGAUACCUGUCCGACGAGUACGUCGACGAAUAUUCCGACGAGGAUAGCCAUUUAACGCCGCAGGAGAUCCAUAGGCGACCACAUGUCAACAUUGAAGUCAACGAUACAGGGCGGUAUUAUUAUCAAGAACCAGGCUACAGUUAUCCCAGCGGCAGCCGUCCGCCUAUGGGUGAUGCAGCUUAUUCUCGCGGAUACGACCGCGCACCACCGCCGCCCCCCGGUUUCUCGGGAAUCCCUCUUCGCCCGGCGGCCCCUUCUCGUUUCCCAGCCCCCGCUCCGCAGCCUGAGGAGCGACGGACAUACGAAGAGAGGCUGAGAGAUCGCACGGAUCCUGCACGCCUCCCCGCACAGCCCGAGCCCAGAAGACUGUCGCCAGAAGAACAAAGCAAAGCAGAGAUGGUGAAAAUGAAAGAGCGUAUAAAUCGGAAUACGGGGAGGUAGAGAUGGAAAAACACGAGACCCGCAGUUGGAUUUGGCUGCAUUAUACGACGGGAAGAUAACACAUCUUCGUUUUGAAGGAUUCCGAGGGGAAAGGUGACGGCGGUCCCGC
Messenger RNA from Lasiosphaeria miniovina, 1621 nucleotides. RefSeq lists its product as uncharacterized. The transcript is spliced from 2 exons. Bases 1 to 1512 code for a protein of 503 amino acids. NCBI's taxonomy places the organism in Eukaryota, Fungi, Ascomycota, Sordariomycetes, Sordariales, Lasiosphaeriaceae. The record is from RefSeq and is a predicted model, not a curated record.